Dentiscutata heterogama is the source of this 1059-nucleotide messenger RNA. The record is from the annotation of a GenBank genome assembly. Lineage: Eukaryota; Fungi; Glomeromycota; Glomeromycetes; Diversisporales; Gigasporaceae.
AUGACAGCAACAAGGCCUGGAAAUCCUCCUAGGUUCUCUGCAACUCAAACUGAUCUCUUGCGACGUACAAAUUCAUCUCAUUCUACGCAAACAAAUUCAGCCAAGAGAAGCAGAGGUCCAAUUAAUAAGAGAGCUUGUCAACGUUGCAGGCAAGGAAAGAUCAAGUGCGACGGAGAUGCUGAAACUGGAAAACCUUGCUCAAAUUGUGAUCCUGAUCUUUGCAAGUAUGACAAUUCCCCCAGAAAAAAUAAACAAGUGGAGAAUUUGAAGCAAAGAUUACAAAAAGUUGAAGAACAACUUAUGUUUAUUUACAAAAGUUAUAACGAAAAAUUGGAAUCAACUUUCAUCGAGAAAGAAACUCUUUGUCUUUUAUACGAAAAUAAAGGACAUUUUACCGAUUCUACCGUAUUUCAAGGACUAAUUGAAGCAAUAAAACAAAGUCACCUUGAUAAGCAACUCUUAUCACUUACUUAUUCCCUCUUACAAAGAAUUUCAGCUCACAAAGACAAAAUCCCUGAAAUAAUUAAUAGUUUACAAAGAGUUCUUUACGCCGCUGCCGAACGUGCUAAAACUCUUUCUAUUCCUUCUUCAAAUGCUCAUAUUGAGCAACAACCAUACGAUACCUCUAUAAUGUCUGGUAGCGUUGACCCAACGAUGGUAUUAACUAAUAAUCCAUCAAACUUAUCAACAAUUUCUUCAUUUGAAAAUAAUAUGUGUAAUAAUUGUGAGACAAAUGGGUUAAAUCAAAUUCAUGCUUCUUCAUCCGAUGAUGAUGGAUCUGAAUCAUUUAGUGGUGGAUACGAAUGUAAUGAUGAUGGUAGCGGUGGACCUUCAACACCAAAUGAACAAAAUCAUCCAAAUUGUUUUGAAUCCAAACCGUUUCAACCAUCGAAUGGAUCAGCUCACCAACUAUCAGGUUCAUCCCAAAUUUUAGAAGUAUCUGAUUAUUAUCCAUUUUCUCCUUAUGGUAUUGCACCAGCCGACUAUUCUUCUUAUUUCUAUCUUGAUCAUCCUACCACAUCUCCAACAGACGAGAAUAUAUUUUUAAAACUUAAUUAA